Molecule: messenger RNA, 1615 nt
Organism: Hevea brasiliensis (rubber tree)
Lineage: Eukaryota; Viridiplantae; Streptophyta; Magnoliopsida; Malpighiales; Euphorbiaceae
Exons: 6
Coding region: 879-1325 (148 amino acids)
Source: RefSeq, a predicted model, not a curated record
UUCAACAGGGAAUCCAAUAGCUUUGCUCUGUACAUUGAACAUGAUAAGAUCAAGGAAAGACUUGCAGACACACGUGAAAACAGUACUCCCUGUUUCUUUCAUCUUAAAACAUAUAUUCCGCCAUUGAUUCUUGAAAGAUUUGGAGGGGAAGAACCAGCUCUGAUAUCUUCAAUGCAUGGUAUAAUUAUGGAGGUAUCUUGAUAUCUUCUUUGAUUUCAGUGAGUGAAGAGGAAAAAAAGAAAUAAAAAAAAAAUAAAAAUAAUUAAAUAAUUGGAUGAAGGGUCAACCAUUUGUUGCAAAAGGAGCAAUUAUCAUAUCCCAUGAGCCCAAGUUGAGGAGGCAAUGACCUUAUCCAAUUUCCCAUGAACGAAACUGGAGGAAAAAAAAAAAAAUAGAAAUUUAAACAGAGUCAAAGAUAUGGGCAAGGAAGACACAUGGCCAAAAGGGGUUGGAGAUGGAAGGAAUUUCCACCUGGAGAGAAGAUGAAGAGUCCAUGUGUCGAGAGAGAAUUGAGUACAGGCACAUGGGCUGGUCCAGGGCAAUAGAAUCCAAAGAGAACGUCUUUUGGGGCUUAUAAAUUGCAGAGGCCGUUUGCUCUCUCUGCAUAUCUCCAAAUCAGCGAUCUUCACGUGCUCACUAUUUCUUCUUAAUUUUCUUGAUUUUUCUUUUCUUGUUUUUUAGCUCUGCAAAUCUUAUCCACCCAUUACUGCUUCUGCUACCUCUUGUUUGUUCCCUUUUGGUGUCUUUUCUAGGGAGGUCGUUAUAGUUGCUCAAAGAGAUACGUAUAUCUAUCGUAAAGCAGUACAGUUUUGUUAGUUGGUUGACAAAGAAUUUUUAUACAGAGUGCUAUCUAUUAUCUCAAUUAUUAGGUAUAUAUCAUGGAAAACAAGAGGCAGCAGAGUGGUGCUUCUUCUUUUGAUCAUCUUUUUGGUCCCAAAGACUCUUCUUCUUCUUCUUCUUCUUCUUCAUCAAGUGUUUUUGGGUCUAUUUUCUCUCCUCCAUCGACGGGGCUGGGGAGGGAUACUUCAGGAAUUAUUGGAAAUCAAGCUGGAAAUGGCAAAUAUGGGAAUCCAGAUAAUUCCACUCAAAGUAACAAGGGGAUAAGCAAAGAUUCAAGUUAUGUUUAUCAAAAUGAAACAGUGGAACCUUGUUAUUUCAGCUCAUCUAUCUACUAUGGUGGCCAAGAAAAUUAUUCUCCAAGAACCAAGAACUCUGAAUCUCACCAUACUCAGUUCAAGAAAGAUGAUAGAAAUGAUGAUCCUAAUGGCAAUAAUUCAAACAGUGCUUCAAGAGGGAAUUGGUGGCAGGGUUCACUCUACUACUAGCUCUAGCCCCACAAUAUGAAAACUCAGCAUCUAUAAGAUAAGGAAUGAUGGCUAUGAUACUACCUUCAUACUAUGGAAAUAAGAUGAUAAUAUAUCAAGAGCAUAUUAUAAGGGGAGUUGGGGAAUCAUGUGUUGGUGGUGUUGGGUUCUUUUUGUCCCAACUAGUCUUUUUAUACAUGAUCUGAUAUUUUGUUCUAGGAGUUUGAUGCCUUCUUGUACUUUUGCAUGGCUAACUUAAUCCUCCAUGUACUACAUGAUUUCUGAUUGUAUCUAUUUAUGGAUUCUCUCUC